Messenger RNA from Dermacentor silvarum, 1020 nucleotides. RefSeq lists its product as uncharacterized. The transcript is spliced from 5 exons. The record is from RefSeq and is a predicted model, not a curated record. Bases 24 to 464 code for a protein of 146 amino acids. Lineage: Eukaryota; Metazoa; Arthropoda; Arachnida; Ixodida; Ixodidae.
UUCAACAGGAAGUCCAGGACGCCAUGGUACAGACAUCAUUCAUGUGCAUGAUUGGAAAGAGCAUCAACUUGGACAAAACGGAAAAGAAGUACUUGCGUGAAGCUGUUCACACCAAGGAAGAGGAAGUGCAGUUCGUGGACAUGUCACUGAAGCAAGCCUGCUGCAAUGGCGCUAUUACCUUUGACCACUAUUUUUCUGCCGAUACGACUACCCUCGGUGUUAUGAGACUAGACUCACGUUGUGAAAAGGCAAUGUCUGCUAACAAUGAACAUGACAUGUUUCUUUACGCUGUUGAUACCGGAGUGAACAUAACUACAUUAGGAGGUACUUGGAUGCUCCUCCCAAAAGGAUCCGGAUUCUACAUCAGCAGAGGCUUACCAUUUACGCUGAAAAAUCUCGGUGAGACAAUGGUCAAGAUUCUUUAUGUACUCGCCGAGCCGUCCAAGGAUGAUCCAGUGGCGUGAUGUUUUAUUGACAUGUUAUAUAAAUAUUGUAAACAUUGUUUUUAUUUCAUUUAUGUACUUACAAAAAUGUGUGAACUAUUUUCUUUUAUUUGUAUAGUUUUACACUCGAACAAUGACAUGUGGACAACUUUGUAUUUGAAGACAUUUUUUUUAUAUUUCAAAGUUCUCAAUCCUGAUUUUUAGUUUUGACAACCCUGUAUAUGUAAAGGCAUGCUUUGUGCAGCAUUUAGAAGUGUGCGAAUAUUCGAAACUUUUCAAUCACAAAUUUUAUAUUGCAGUACUUGAUCUGGUGUUCGAAUCCAAUAGUCACUAUAUUCGUAAUUACCAAUGUCUUUUCAAUCUAUUUCUCAAACACUUCAAAUCGCCAACUAUCCGAUAAAUUUAACCCAACGACCAUGGUAGACAUAAACAUGAGAAGUUGUGUAGUGGAUCACGCUAUAUGUCACUCAGGUAGCCAUACUUUUCUGGCUAAACGGCUAUCAUUCACACUCGCCAAUAAGUCCCGAGUAUGCGAAGAAAGUCGAUUGAUCUUAAUGCUCCGUUUGUGCAUUUAAUA